UCCAACAAGAAAAUGGGAGUUCUCCCUCUCCUCCUCCGCGGAGCGCCAAAGCGCUUCCUCCGCGCUUCCGGGAGCUAUCGAUCGCUCUACGAAUCCAAUUCGCGGCGGCGGCGGCACGGCACGGAUGCAGCAGCGGCGGAUCAGGCGGUCAACUCCGGGGCCGAUCAUCGCCCCGACGAUCAGAUGCUGGAUUUUCCAGGCGCUAAGGCCGCAUUCACCUCGAGGAUGGAGUUUAUCUCGCCCAAUGCGGCCGAGGCCGUGCCGUGCUUCCGGAUUCUCGACGAUCUAGGGCGUGCUCUCGACGGAUCCGACAUCCCUGAGAUCGAUUCUUCUUUGGCGGUGAAGAUGUACCACACCAUGGUACGAUUGCAAACCUUUGACAGCAUUUUCUACGAGGCUCAAAGGCAAGGCCGGAUUUCUUUCUACUUGACUAACAUAGGCGAGGAAGCGCUCAACGUUGCAUCCGCGGCAGCUUUGACAAAAGACGACGUUGUCUUUCCCCAGUAUAGAGAGCAUGGCGUGCUAAUGUGGAGGGGUUUUACGCUUGACGAGUUUGCCAACCAGUGCUUUAGCAACGAAGAUGGGCACGGGAAAGGUAGGCAAAUGCCGAUUCACUACGGCUCGGAAAAACUUAAUUACUUCACAAUUUCGUCACCCAUAGCGACGCAACUUCCUCACGCCGUAGGAGCAGCUUAUGGACUGAAAAUGGACAGGAAAAAUGCGUGUGCCGUGACCUACUUCGGUGACGGUGGAUCGAGCGAGGGUGAUUUCCAUGCUGCUUGUAACUUCGCGGCGGUGCUAGAAGCUCCCGUCCUGUUUGUAUGCAGGAACAAUGGCUAUGCAAUAAGCACACCAGCAUGCGAGCAAUACAAAGGCGAUGGAAUAGUGGUGAGGGGCCGAGGCUAUGGCAUGACGAGUAUCAGAGUUGACGGAAACGACGCGCUGGCAGUCUUCAAAGCCGUAAGCGCAGCUCGCAAGCUCGCAGUGGAACAAAGCAAACCCGUCCUUAUCGAGGCAAUGACUUAUCGCGUCGGGCACCACUCCACGUCCGACGACUCCACAAAGUACCGGAGCGGAGAAGAGAUUGCGCACUGGAGAAGCGUCCGCGACCCGGUCCUGCGCUUCCGGAGAUGGCUUGAGAGCAACGCUUGGUGGAGUGUCGAGGACGAGAAGGAACUCCGAGGAGCGGCGCGAAAAGAGGUGAUUAGUGCAAUGAACCAAGCCGAGAAGAAGAACAAACCUCCAUUGUCCGAGCUCUUCACGGACGUAUACGACACUCUUCCGAGGAAUCUGCUCGAACAGGAGGCCACGUUGCGAGACACGGUAUCAAAAAAUCCACCAUCCCUGGCCCCGCACUGACAGGUAAGCCAACUUUAAAGCUCUGGAAUAUCUCGCCCUGGACAGGGAAUCAUGGAUAAGGACGUCAUUCUGCCACUAAA
This is a messenger RNA of Selaginella moellendorffii, 1439 nucleotides long. RefSeq names its product 2-oxoisovalerate dehydrogenase subunit alpha 1, mitochondrial. The coding region runs from base 13 to 1359 and encodes 448 amino acids. Gene Ontology annotation, molecular function: oxidoreductase activity, acting on the aldehyde or oxo group of donors, disulfide as acceptor. Gene Ontology annotation, biological process: branched-chain amino acid catabolic process. Lineage: Eukaryota; Viridiplantae; Streptophyta; Lycopodiopsida; Selaginellales; Selaginellaceae. The transcript is spliced from 9 exons. The record is from RefSeq and is a predicted model, not a curated record.